Molecule: messenger RNA, 3798 nt
Organism: Indicator indicator
Lineage: Eukaryota; Metazoa; Chordata; Aves; Piciformes; Indicatoridae
Gene: RAPGEF1
Product: Rap guanine nucleotide exchange factor 1
Exons: 26
Coding region: 1-3798 (1265 amino acids)
Biological process (GO): Ras protein signal transduction; positive regulation of GTPase activity
Cellular component (GO): plasma membrane
Molecular function (GO): guanyl-nucleotide exchange factor activity
Source: RefSeq, a predicted model, not a curated record
AUGUCCGGCAAGAUCGAGAAAGCAGGUAAGCGACUCCGGCACGGCGGGAGGCCCCGGCGACGGCGGAGGGGAGCCGGCCGCGGUGGGCGCACUCACCGCCUUCCGCUCAGCGCCUCCCCCCCGCCGCGGCCCGCCGGAGAUUCUGAGCGUUCCCAUCUCUCCUCGUUCACUAUGAAGUUGAAGGGCAAGUUUCACUCGCCAAAAAUAAAGAGAACCCCUUCAAAGAAAGGCAAGCAAGUGGACCUGACAGUGAAAACACCAGAGAAGGCAGUCAACAAAAACGUGUCAUGGCUGGAGGAGAAGGAGAAGGAGGUCGUCAGUGCUCUGCGCUACUUUAAGACUAUUGUGGACAAAAUGGCAAUUGAUAAGAAAGUCCUGGAGAUGCUGCCAGGCUCUGCAAGCAAAGUGCUGGAAGCCAUCCUGCCCUUGGUGCAAACUGAGCCACGCAUCCAGCAGAGUUCUGCCAUCUCGUCCUGCUACAGCCGUGUCUACCAGAGCCUGGCCAACCUCAUCCGCUGGUCAGAUCAGGUGAUGCUGGAAGGGGUGAAUUCAGAGGACAAGGAGAUGGUGACAACAGUGAAAGGUGUGAUAAAAGCUGUUCUGGAUGGAGUCAAGGAGCUGGUCAAGCUCACCAUUGAGAAGCAGGAGCAUCCCUCUCCCACAAGCCCAGUGAAGCCCAGCUUGCCAGCAUGUAAAUCCGACAGCCCCUCAGAGCUUCCCCUCACAGAGCGAGAAAUGGAGAUCCUCAACAAAACGACUAACAUGACCCAGUCCAACGAGCUGCUGACUGACUCCAUGGAUGAAGAAGUUGCACCUCCCAAACCCCCUCUGCCCAGCAUUCGUGUGGCAGAGAACAGCCCUCCACCAGCAUUGCCCCCUAAAAAGCGGCAGUCAGCACCUUCCCCAACCAGAGUGGCAGUCGUGGCCCCCAUGAGUCGAGCCACCAGUGGGUCCAGCUUACCUGUUGGAAUCAACAGACAGGAUUUCGAUGUGGACUGCUAUGCCCAGAGGAGGCUGUCGGGUGGGAGCCACUCCUACGGGGGGGAGUCUCCUCGCCUCUCCCCGUGCAGCAGCAUCGGCAAGCUCAGCAAGUCCGACGAGCAGCUCUCCUCCCUGGACCGUGACAGUGGGCAGUGCUCCCACAACACAAGCUGUGAAACCUUGGAUCAAUCAGAUCACUAUGAUCCAGACUAUGAAUUCCUGCAGCAGGACCUCUCCAACGCUGAUCAGAUGCCUCAGCAGGUGCCAGGUAUCCUCAGCCCACUGCCAGAGUCCUCGGGUGAGUCUGGCUCCCCUUUCCAUGGACAUCCUUUCCAGCUCCCGCAGGGCACCUCUCCUCCCCUGGAAUUCUGCAGCCUCUCAGGAGCAGCGCAGCCGACAGAGACCCCUCCAGCUUUGCCAGAGAAGAAGAGGAGGAGUGCAGCCUCUCAGACCUCAGAGAGCUCAGGCUGCAGGGUGUCCUACGAGAGGCACCCUUCCCAGUACGACAACAUCUCGGAGGAUGACCUGCAGAACGCAGUCUCGCUCCCCCCAGUACCCUUCCCACCCUUUGCUGCUGUUUUGCCUAUCCAGCAAGGAAACUCUUCAGCACCAGUUGAAUUCAUUGCUGACUUUGCUGCUCCAGAUUCUAACAGUGACCCAGAGAAGCCACCACCUCUGCCAGAGAAGAAAAACAAACACAUGAUGGCAUACAUGCAGUUUGUGGAAGACUACUCAGAGCCACAGCCAUCCAUGUUCUACCAGACCCCUCAGAAUGAGCACAUCUACCAGCAGAAGAACAAGCACCUGAUGGAAGUCUAUGGCAUCAAUGACUCCUUCAUCAGCUCAGACCCCUCCCAGGACCUGGCACCUCCUCCUGCUCUCCCACCCAAGCAGCGGCAGCUGCAGGCCUCUUAUGCUGCCUCCUAUUUCUCCUCUGUCUCCUACUGUGUCCAGCAAACUAAAGUGCCCUUCACCCCCGAGGACAGCGCUGCCACUCAGGGCCUCACUAUGUCAGUCUCUAACUCCUUUCUCAACCGGCACAGCUCCUUUCCUGUGCACUCGUACAAAUCCGUGUUUAGGUCCUACUCCCAGGACUUUGUGCCUCACAACCAAGUCUCCAUACCUCCUUUCCUCUCUUCUACCUCCUCCUCCUCCUCCUGCUCCACCCCACCUUUUCCUCCCGUCCAUCCCUCUCAGAGCUCUGACCUAGCGGUGCCCUCCGCAGCCAGCCAGUCACCCAGCACUGUGGAUGUGCCAAACUCCUCCUCUCAGGAGAGCAGCUUUAACGGGAGUGCUGCUGUCUGCCUUCCUUCUGAAACCUCUCUCACUGAUUCUCUCCAGACGCUUUCGAGUGACAACGCCAGUGAGGAAGCUGGGGAGGGUGAAUACGUCAAUCUGUACUCCUCUGGCCAGAGCAACGGGGAAGUCCCAGGCUCUGCAGGAGAAUCUCCCUCUGUCAAAGACUCCAAAGACUCCACUUCAAACAGCAGCACCAUGGGGAAGGAAGGCAAAGAUGGUGCUGAAAGGCAGCAGCAGUCUCCAGACGCUUUGGAGUCCUCAGAGCUGGAGGAGGAGGUGGAUGAGCUGUCCCUUAUCGACCACAGUGAAAUCAUGUCCCGGUUAACGCUGAAGCAGGAGGGAGAUGAUGGCCCAGAUGUUCGUGGUGGAUCUGGAGACAUUUUGUUGGUGCAUGCCACAGAGACUGACAGGAAAGACCUGGUGCUGUACUGUGAAGCCUUCCUGACUACCUACAGGACUUUCAUCACCCCUGAGGAGCUGAUCAAGAAGCUGCAGUACAGAUAUGAGAAGUUUUGCCACUUCCCAGACACGUUCAAGAAGAGAGUCAGCAAGAACACCUUCUUUGUGCUGGUCAGAGUGGUGGAUGAGCUCUGCUUGGUGGAGCUGACAGAGGAGAUCCUCAAGCUGCUGAUGGACCUGGUCUUCAGGCUGGUCUGCAAUGGGGAGCUGAGCCUGGCCAGGGUCCUACGCAAGAACAUCCUCGAUAAAGUGGAUCAGAAGAAGAUGCUGAGCUAUGCCAACUCCAUCAAACCUCUGGCAGCCAGAGGGGUGGCAGCCAGGCCAGGGACUCUGCAUGAUUUCCACAGCCACGAGAUCGCUGAGCAGCUGACCCUCCUCGAUGCUGAGCUCUUCUACAAAAUCGAGAUCCCAGAAGUUUUGCUUUGGGCAAAGGAGCAAAAUGAAGAGAAGAGCCCCAACCUGACACAGUUCACAGAGCACUUUAAUAACAUGUCCUACUGGGUCCGUUCAAUAAUUAUGCUCCAAGAGAAAGCCCAAGACCGAGAGAGGCUGCUCCUGAAAUUUAUAAAGAUUAUGAAGCACUUACGGAAGCUGAAUAAUUUCAAUUCCUACCUGGCCAUUCUUUCUGCACUGGAUUCUGCACCCAUCCGAAGGCUGGAGUGGCAGAAACAAACCUCAGAGGGCCUGGCAGAGUACUGCACACUGAUCGACAGCUCCUCCUCCUUCCGUGCCUACCGAGCAGCUCUGGCUGAUGUGGAGCCUCCCUGCAUCCCUUACCUAGGCCUGAUCCUGCAGGACCUGACCUUUGUCCAUCUGGGGAACCCUGAUUACAUUGACAGCAAAGUGAACUUCUCCAAGCGCUGGCAGCAGUUUAACAUCCUGGACAGCAUGAGGUGCUUCCAGCAAGUACAUUAUGACAUCAGGAGGAAUGAUGACAUCGUGUCCUUCUUCAACGACUUCAGCGACCACCUGGCUGAGGAGGCCUUGUGGGAACUGUCCCUGAAAAUCAAACCUCGCAACAUCACCAGGCGGAAAACAGAGCGGGAGGAGAAAACCUAG